AACCACAACAGCCCACCCAUAUGAAAUGACGUAACAUGCGCGCGCCCGUUCUCUCGUUUUGAAUAGGCUUCACGAGACGCUCAUCUGUGAGAGAUUAGCAACACAGGCUACUUGUUCGUAAGACAAACAAACUAACCAACUUUUGGUUAACAGGUUUAAGUGUAAAUUGUUUGGGGGUUCCACUUUCAAACAAUCAUGCUUGAUGGGGAGAGGUUCAUUGAGGCUCUGUCACGGGUGGGUUAUCCAAAUGUAUCCACACUCAAGAGUUCAGAAUUUGAUUGGUUGUUUGACACUGCACCAGCCAACCUACAUCUUUUGCGCAUCUUCUGUCACCGUGUGAACCGCAACAACGCCUUGUCACCAGAUGAAUUAAAGGCCUUUCAGGUGUUACGUGAGUCUGGAAAACCUAUCUUGGAUGAAGCGACACUUGGGGAUCUGUUAAAAACAUGUGGGCCAACCGAGGUGGGUGGGUCUCUCUCCUCACUUUGUGGGGAAGAGGAUGUUUUGGUGGAAGAUUUAGAGGUUGAACUUCAGGCCCUGCGGAAAGAGAAGCAGCUGAAGUUGCGAAGACUUAAAAAGCUGCAGGUGUUUGCUGCCAGUCGAGGAGCUGACGCAUCUGCAGCACUUGGUCUACUCCAGGAAGGUAGCGGUGCAGUGAAAGAUGCCAGCUCUGCUCUUGCAGCUGAAAAUGCAGCCUUAAAUGCUGCCUUAGAAAGUCUUGUGAAUGAGACCCAGAAGCUUGCUGGUUUCUUCAAUUCUGAGAACUUGUCAAUGGAAAAAAAUAAUGAAACCACAGCAGUGCUGCUGUCCCAACUUCCUCUGGAACCCUACCUCCACCAGGAGGAGCAAAACACUAAAGCCUUGGCCAUCUACACCCAGCAACAGUUCUUCCAGGGCAUUUCAGACAUGGUAGAAACCUCGACCUCAAAACGCUUCCAGCUGACCGAGCUGAGCUGUUGCAGUGAGAUUGAGGAAGAGGACGAUGAGAAACUUGUGGAAAGCAGGAGGAAGGAGAUGGCCCGGCUGCAGUGGGCUCACAUUGUAGCACGGCACCAGUUGCUGAAAGAGCAAGCAGAGGAGCAUGGAGACCAAGCACUGAAGAUCUGGCUCACUGAGCAACUCGGCAGUCAAACUCAGCCACAGGGUUCCCUGCAAGCCCCCUGGCGUGAGUCCGCAUUGCACUCCGAAUUACUCUCUGUUCAGUCUGACCUUGAUGCUCUGAUGCGAGAGCCUGUCCGGACUGCUCUGCGUGAUAGUGCUCGCCUGCUGAAUGUGCCUGUGGUGCGUGGUGAUCUGGCACUUCAGAUUGCCAGGCAGAACUAUUACACAGCCAGACAGACAGAGGUCAGGGAUCAGCUCCUCCGACAGAAGGCAUCGUUUGAGGUGCUUCGACUCGCACAGGACACAGAGCUCAGGAGGGGGAGAAGGACUGUGACUCAGCUGGACGAUGUCAUCAGUAAGCUGGAAGGAACAUUUCAGAGCACAACUCAUAGAGGGAAAAUACUGACCCAGCCUGAACUGAUCCAAACACCCUCCCUAGGAUGUAAUGCAAAACUGCAGGUCAUCAGCUCUAAAGAUGUAGUGUUUAGCAGGCUGUUGCAGAUGCUGGAGCUGGGCAAGCUCUCUGAGUGUAAGGAUCCCCUCCUGACAUAUGGGAGGUUGGAAGUUGAAGCGUCUAGCUUGCAGAAAGAUCUUGUGGCUGUUCACGGUGCUCUGGAAAGGGCAGCUCAGGAGCAGGGCUACGUCAGUGCGCGUCUAGAGCAUGAUCGGGAUGCUCUUGAGCGCUCAGCCUAUUCGGAUAUUGUUCAGCCGCUCCUGAGGCCGCAGGUAUGUGCUACAGCCACGCCUGCUCAGGAGCUCUGUCCUAAUGCACAGGAGGUGUCUGUUGUCCUGAGUGAGCUGGAAGAGAAGCAAAAGAAUCUGUACAAGCUUUUGCAGGAUGUUGUAGGAGAUGUGAGGACUAAAAGGGCUCGACUAGAACAGAGCGCCACCCUCAGACGAGAGAGAGAGCUGUACGUCUACUUUCACCUGGACCCCACACUGCUUAACAGGGUGGUUCGUGAGAUGGAGGCCAGGGCUGGUUUGAAGUAGGCUGUGGAGCAGAUUGUACCUCUUACCCCACAGAAAAGGAACUCUGAACUGAAGUCAGGGGAGAUGUGGUGCAGUUUUGACAUCAUCUUAUGCCUUUUCUGGAUUCUGGACUUCAUGCUCUUUAACUGCAGAUCUACCUAAAAACUCUGACAUUUGACUGUAGAAAGUACAGUUAAAUAUAAUUUCUUUGUACAUCUAAUUAUGGAAAAAAGACUUUAAUAAACUUUGUUAAUAAAACCUAAAUGUGAUUCUU
This is a messenger RNA of Tachysurus fulvidraco (yellow catfish), 2344 nucleotides long. RefSeq names its product HAUS augmin-like complex, subunit 3 (gene haus3). The transcript has 5 exons. Gene Ontology annotation, cellular component: mitotic spindle; HAUS complex; centrosome. The record is from RefSeq and is a predicted model, not a curated record. Lineage: Eukaryota; Metazoa; Chordata; Actinopteri; Siluriformes; Bagridae. Gene Ontology annotation, biological process: spindle assembly; centrosome cycle. Bases 196 to 2091 code for a protein of 631 amino acids.